CACACACACACACACACACACAAAUGGAAGAAAUUAAAUAGCCCCACAGACAGUAAGCUGUGAGGCAACAAACCGCCGCUGCACUUUCCUGAAGGAUGGAAACGGCUUUCUGGGCAUCGCUGUCGCAGUUACUCGAAGGAUACGCCGCGUUUGAAGACGUUUUCUUCAGAGGAUAACCUGGAUAACCUUACACGAAAUGUCAUAGCGCCUUAGCAGCUAGCACUUAGCUAGCUCGGUAACGGCUGGACGAGAUGGAGAUGGACCUAUUUUUCCUCAGCAGCCGACCAUGAACAGCUGGCUGGUUGGUAAAAAGGAGCACUUUUCCGGAGAUGCUUUAACCUCCUGGGCGGUGUAAUACACUUACAUAACCGCUCUGUAGUUAUCACCAGCUGGCUUGUGUUGGCGAACAAAUGGGAAAUUUCCCCUAAAAGAAUCUCACAUCAUCACCACAAGUGAAAGAGGUAUUGCGUGCAUAUUUUUUUUGACUCUGGAUAAGUUUACACGAGGAUCCGGGGAUAUAAUAUAUCACUGCAACAAGCCAGCACAUCACAGCGACAGGAGGGCCAGGACCACUUCUUCUUCCCUGCUGUCAUUUCGACAUCAUGAGGAAGUUCUUUGAUUCCCGUCGGGAGUUGGUGAGCUCCGGGCCUGGUUCUGGAGGAGGAGGAGGGGGCAGCAGCUCUGGGUCCAGUCACGCCGGAGGAAAUUUCAUUGGCAGAGCCUUCACUGUCGGGCGGCACCAAGUCACAGUGGAGGAGAUCAUUGCUGAAGGUGGCUUUGCUAUUGUGUUCCUGGUGAAAACAAACCAAGGGGUGCGUUGUGCCCUGAAGAGGAUGUACGUCAACAAUGAGCAUGAUCUGCAGGUGUGCAAGCAGGAAAUUCAGAUUAUGAAAGACUUUGUUGGCCACAAGAAUAUUGUUGGUUAUCUGGACUCCAGUAUCACGGCUAUGGGAUCCCGAGAUGUAUGGGAGGUUCUCAUACUGAUGGACUACUGCAAAGGAGGGCAGGUGGUUAAUCUGAUGAAUCAGAGACUUCAAACUGGCUUCACAGAGUCCGAGGUGCUUCAGAUCUUCUGUGACACCUGCGAUGCCGUAUCUCGCCUGCAUCAGCGCAAGGCGCCUAUCGUCCACAGAGACCUCAAGGUGGAGAACAUCCUCUUGCAUGACAAAGGUCAUUACGUGCUGUGUGACUUUGGCAGCGCCACAAACAAGUUCCAAAACCCACAGACCGAAGGAGUAGCAGCAGUGGAGGAAGAAAUCAAAAAGUACACCACUUUAUCAUAUCGUGCUCCAGAAAUGGUGAACCUCUACAACAAUAAGAUUAUAACUACAAAGGCUGAUGUCUGGGCGCUGGGCUGUCUGCUGUACAAGUUGUGCUUCUUCACUCUCCCCUUUGGUGAAAGCCAGGUGGCCAUCUGUGAUGGCAGUUUCACUAUUCCAGAUAAUUCCCGUUACUCUUACGAUCUCCACUGCCUCAUUCGCUACAUGCUGGAACCAGAUCCUGAUAAAAGACCGGAUAUCUAUCAGGUGUCCUACUUUGCUUUUAAACUAGCUCAGCGAACUUGCCCUGUUCAGAACGUGAAGAAUUCUCCGAUUCCUUCCACACUUCCUGAGCCAAUCAAAGCAAGUGAGGCUGCUGCAGCAAAGAAGAGCCAGACUAAGCCCAGACUCACAGAUCCAAUUCCCACCACUGAAACCUCCAUUACCCCUCGUCAGAGGCCCAAAGCCGUGCACACCCAGCCCGCUGCUGGCAUCCUACCCAUCCAGCCGGCUGCCCUCACCCCUCGCAAGCGAGCUAAUCUCUCUGGUGCCGCAGCUCAGACUGUGGGAGUCAGUUUAGACCUCUCCCAGCCAGCUGCAGCUCUCCAGUCACAGAAGGCACAGACGUCAGCUCAGCCGUUCAUUCAAACACAAACCAACGCAAAUCAGGCUGCUGCUCCACAGAAGCAGACUGUGCAGCCGACUGCAGCUGCUGGAGCAGAGACGGCAGCCUCUGCAGCAUCACAAGUGGCGAAAGCUGAUGCUGCACCACAAGCACAGCCAACAUCCCAGCAACAGGCCACGCCUUCUUCUUCUGUGGUUAGCGCCGCUCCUCCACAGGCAGCGCAGACUCCAUCUAGCCCUGCCGCACCUCUGCGUCCAGCACGUCGCAAACAACCGGGUCAGACUCAGCCGCCGGACGCUCAACCCUCUCCGAGCAAGGCGUCUCCGGCACAACCAGAAGCAGCUACGCAGCAGGAGACACCAGCUCCAAGUCAGCCUGCUUCCGCUGAGACCAGCCAAAAAUCAGCUCAGAUCACUCCACCUGAGACUCCAAAGACAUCUGAGGACCGAGGUCACCAACGUGUGCCGAGUGAUGCAGCAUCAAAUGGUGCUGCAGCUCCUGUCAGUGACUCCACACAGCUGCUGCAGGGGGAUAAUGAAAACAUUGCUCUCAGCCAAUCACAUGUAUCUCUACCAAACACCACUGUUCAGCCGAGACUUUGCGAUGCAGCUCAGGACCAAAACAAAGCUGCAGCCACUGUCCCUUCCUCUGGUUCCUCCAACACCCCCACACAGCCUGCAUGGAACCCGUUUGAUGACGACAACUUCUCCAGCUUCACAGCUGACGAAUUCAAAGCUGAUGACAAAAAGUCCUCAGCAGACAUGGUGUCAGAUUCUGAGGUAACACCUUCUGAAGAGCUGAUUCCAGGUCUGCAGGCCUCAUCUGUGGAAAACAUUUCUCAAGAAACUGCUGAAAGGCCAUCUGCUAUUCUGGACUCAGGAGCCUCUCUUUUGGUUGUUCCAGAUCCUUUCAAUACUCUUGAACUGUCAGAUGCUCCAGAGAAGCUGAUCGAAGGUCUCAAAUCUCCUGACACAUCUUCACUCAUGCUUCCUGUUCUGCUGUCCUUGUCUGAUCCUUUUGGAGGGUCUGUGGAGUCUGUGAAAGACCCUCUCACUGCAGAUGAUUCUCUCCUCGGGUCUCUCAUCUCCGGACCACCCGCUGCACCGGGCAGCGCCGCCUCCUCUGCCUCCUCCGCUCCCACCUCCGCCACCUCUACUCUGGAUGAUUUCAGCCUGCUGUCUGGAGACUCAGUACAGCCGAAAGGGGACUCGUCUCUCUUGAUCUCGGACUUUGAGGCCCAGUCGGCCAGUGCGGAGGCUGCAAAAGAGGACGACUUUGAUCCUAUUCCCGUCACAGGGCGAAAGAAUUCCCAAGUUUCAGGAGGCCACUCGCGCAGUAACAGUGGUGGUUCUGAAUCCAGCCUGCCCAGCUUGGCCCGCUCCCUGAUGCUGGUGGACCAGCUCAUCGACUUGUAGAUGGCCCCCCCUUCCUCCUUCAUAGAAGCUGUAUCUCUGGAUAAUAGUCCGGCAUAGCAUAACAACAAUCAGCCGUGUAGACGUAGAUAGCUCCCUGCACCCCUCCCUGACUUCCUCCCUUCAUUUUAGAAACAUCCCUCACCUGUCAGCAUUUCUUCAUUCCUACUUUUCUUUCAUCGAUAGCAGCAUCCGCCAUCUCUUCGUCUCUCAUCUUCACACUAACAUUUCAGCUUUGUUCUAGUCGCCAGGCAUUAUGUAUGAUCCACCGAGAACGAGCAGCCAGUUCACCGUCCAUUUUAAACACUAGUCAUGAUACUUUUUUUUUUUUUUGUCAAUCAGGAUAAAAGUUAUCAGUUUAUUUGAAGAAUACCGCAUUUUGUCUAAUAGCAAACAAAAAAAGAUAAUUGUCGUAAUGUGAAAUAGCCAUAGUUUUAAGUGGUUGUAGUUCUUGUGCACAAGUGAAUUUGUCGUGGUUUGCCUUCCUAGAUUUUCCUCCCUGAGUUUAUUUGCACAGAAAAAAAAACACAUGAAAAAUUUUGCUGAACGUUCAUUCAGAUGAGGUUUAUUUGAAUUAACAAAGCCAAACAUCUCUGAAUCUGAUGUCAUAUAGCCUGAUUUGCACACAGAUGCAUAAAUGUUAGACUUGUUUGAGCUGAGGGAUGGAAGAUCUGUACGACUUUAAAGCUGCAUGAAAAACAGAAACAUGAAUCAUUACUCACGACGUUAAAGUGCCAUAGAGUAACCCGAAAAGUGACAAGAACAACAAAGCAAAGACAAAGCACGACACACUCCAUAAUUAUUGACUCCCUUAGUAAUGAUUUUGAUUUAAAAAGUUCUCAAAUAAAUAUGUUUCUUCCUUCCUGCCUGUGAAGUGGAAAGUUUAGCUUGAGUACCUGGCUUAUUUGCCACACACCCAGUCGUAUUAAACGUUUAAUUGUUGCUCUGACUGCAAUUAGCAUGUUCUGCUUACUGGGAUCAAACAUUUAAAAAAUCUACGAUGAAUAUCUUGGCCAUACUGUUUGGAGUUUAUUAAGACAGCAAUUUUCUGAUUUGAACAUUAGAAGAUCAAGAUGCAUUUUGUCCCAUUUGAAUAGCUUGUUUUCUUGUCUUUCCCAUUAUUAAAAGUAGUAACAUUUUUGCCUCUUGCCACUCUAUCAUCAUUUCACCUGAGUAAAACGAAAACAUGUAUUACCAAUCAAAAUCUCAGAGGUACGAUGACAAUAUUAAAGUAUAAACUACAAAUAUUGGUUGAGAUGCCAUUUUUUGUCAUUAAAUAUACUUUACUCUCUUGGGAUAUUUCGCUCACUAAAAAACUCAAAUUUAAAGUUGGACUUUUCAAAAAUUUUUCUGUUGGGAUCAUGCUACUGCAGUAAAAUAUUUAGGGCUGAAACGAUUCCUCAAGUGAUUGGAGUGCCUCGAUGAAAAUCUGUCUCGAAGCUUCGUUAAUUUAUGUUUUAUUAUUCAGUGCACCAUAUUCCGGUGAGGUUAUUACUUGCGUUGCGAAGCACUCUCAUUUCUGCCUGAGUUGUUGACGAAGCUAAAUAUAAGCAGCAUAACGUCCAGUUUUCAAGUUCAGCCUGGAAAGAUUUUCAUGAUAACAUAUGAGUCUUUGUCGUUUUUCAGGGACAAAUAAGCAUCCUUAAAAUGACUGGCGCGAUGCCUGGAGUAGGGCAGCUUUUCUCCUCCCGGAGCUGCUGCCUAGUGGCCAGUUCAGAGCGAACAGCGGGGAAGACCGCUUACCUGUAUUUAUGCAGGUGAGCGGAUAGACUGAACACUGUUGGCGGCUGAGCUUUAGAUGAUUAACCUAAGUGCAGCUUUACGGACGAAUCAAAAAAUUUAUUUACAUAUCAUCUCGGUCUCAACAAAUGUGUGGCGGAGCGCAUAGCGGCGGCAUGUAGCUGGUAGAUGUUUCUGUGUGUGACAAACGGAGUCAAAUAAUGUCGCUAACAAGAAAACAAAAGCUAUAAAUGUCUGGGCAAGGUGAGAGUUAAUUUAUUAAAACAACUGAAGAUGUACACAGAAACGAAAAGCUGGAGUACAGACAUUUUUCAUAAGUGUAUUUGCCUCUUUAUUAUUUCACUGAAUAUAAUUUUUGUAUAAAUUUUCUUCAGGUCAACUUAGAAAGUGAGCUGUUAUUGUUAUGAGUUAAUUUUCGAAACUACAGAAAAGUUAUUGUUUUACAAGCUCAAAUGUAAAAAACUGGAGUGAUGUUAAUAUCUGAUAGUAAUACUGCUGUUAUGUUAGAUUUACCAAUGUUUUAUUUUAUCUUUAUUUUAAUCCGAUUACUCGAUUAAUCGUAAGAGUAAUUGGCAGAUUACGCGAUUACUAAAAUAUUCGUUUACAACAGCCCUAAACAUAUAAAUUAAUUUUCAUCUUUACCAGACAUGCCAACAUUUGUACACGGUGCUGUACAUCAGGCCACUCAGUAUGAAUAAUAUUUGCUCUUGUCUUUUCCACUUUGCUUUUUUUAAGAUGAAGAUUUUAAGUUGUUUUCCUGAAGGAAGGUCAUGUUGGAACUAACUCAGAAGUCAGUGUGUCUAUAGCAGCGUGCCAUCUCUAUAGAAAUGCAUGAAAUCUUGAUAAUAAUGUGAUAAACUAACAAUAAUAGGACCUAGCAGAUAAAAAGUAGCAAAUAUAAAUAUACACACUUUCCAAUCAUUUCAUGGCACUGACAGAAAUCUCAUUAGACGAAUAUUUUUCACACACUCGCUCUUUUGUUUUCGCACAUUUAGUCCACAUUGUCCAAUCCCUCCUACAUUCCUCACAUUUGUUUACUCCUUAUUUAUGUAAAUAGAUUUCUGCAGACUCUUAUCCAGACCGUAUAUAUGAAGUCAUUGUCAUAAAGCUUUACAUGUGGAAGACAUAUUGCUUUAUGUGUGAAUCUGAUGUACAUGUCAUAUAUAUACAGAUAUAUAUAUGACAUUGUUUUCUUGUUAAUACAUGUUAAUAUGAAUAGAGUGUUAGAGAUUGAAUGUAAGAAAUAAAUAUUAGUCUAUAUUAAAAAUCUAUAUAUGAUUCUUAACAUCAUAAUUGUUCGAUAAUGUUAAAGAGUAUCUGAAAAUGUCAUUCCUCUGUGCAGACAUGUGAUCUUUUUAUUUUUCUUCUUGGUUAUAAAUGCUCUGAAACAGUUAAAAUGUAUAGAUGCUAACCAUGGUCUCCGUCCAGCCUGGAAGAUUUGGCCCGAACCCGUGUCUUAUCCCACUCAAGUUAAAAAAAAAAGUGAAUCUGUUGUGUCUGUUCUCAUGGACAGGUGGACGAUUAUAUUUUUUAUUCAAAGCAGAAAGUGUACAGAGGGGGAGUUUAAUUGUGAGAAUUUUUGGCCCCAUUUCAUUAGAUUUUUUUUUUUUGUGCUUUUUCUUGGCUCAUUUUAGUGAUCACAGGAUUCAUAUCAAAAAGCAUGGCAGUGUUGUUGAAUGUUACAAUCCCAUGCGCUGGUAUACAGUGUUCUGAUAAGUGUGCGUGUGUGGACUCUGAAGUGUUUUUUUCCAGUAGUCUUCUUGUGUUGUUGUUUGUUUGCUGCAGAAAUGGCAUUUGGUCAGUUUGUCCUUAAAUCUCCUCUGAAAGCACAGACCCCUUCCCUCCUCCUAAAUUCUCUCAGGUGGUCAGAGCUGCAUCUCCUGCAGCUCGCUGACCUACUGCUCUCCCGUUCUCCGGAAGUAUGUGUUUAUUUUUACAGUUUACAGAAACAACGCUCGUCUUGUAUUUUAUGUCUUCGGGGCUCUGUGGAGUGUGGCAGUCUGAAGGUCCAGCUCUCUGGCUGAAGUCUGAUUAUCACGCAGCAUUAUGAACAUUACUGAAGGUCAGAACUGUAUAGAUGUUUCUGUAGGAUAAAAUAAAUGGUCUCAUGCUUGUGAUACAUGAUUACAAUGAAAAUGGCUACUUUCACUUGUUUAUUAUUUUAUUUUAAAAACAGAAUUAAAAAAGCACAAGUUUUAUUUUUGGAGAAAGAGAUUUAGAAUUAUCCAUAUUUUAUGUAAAUAAAGUGCCCAAGUUUAACAAGUUAGUUGGCCAUAUUUCAACAAUCCACGUGCAAUAUUAUUUUAAAUAUAGCUAGCAUUUAAAGGGGAGCUAUUAUGCAAAACUCACAUGUUCCAAGUUUCCGUUUUUUUUUUUUUUUUUUUUUUUAAUGGCUACAACUGCUUCUAAAAACCAAGAGCUCAAGAAAACCGGCUAAUGUUCUUUGGUGUCUGGAAAAUGAGCCUCCUGAUUUUUACAUUCGAGUCACAUUCAACAAACGCUGUGCUGUUGCCCAGUGAAGCCCAGCAUGUCACAUAGCGACCCGACUGGAGCUCCAGCACAUUUGAUGAGCUGGUUUUACCGCUGAACGCGCCGUGCAAUGGCUGCUGAAAAAGACACGUUUUUUGUUGUCAACCAAAUCACUUGAUGCGUUCUUGUUGGUUGUGCAGGAGGCUCUACUUCUGCUUUUCAAAGCUGUAUGGUUGUAUAAUUGCGCAUCUGUUUGUAGGCAUUUUCACAAGAGUUAGAGGGCAUGACCAGCAGCAGCAUAUACAUGAAUUUAAUGUGACAAGAGGCCCUAAAACAGCUCGUUCUGAAAGGAGUUCAAAAUAGAAAGAACCUGACACCAUACUAAAAUCUCAUAAUUUAAGAAUCACUUUGUAUGAAAAAAUUUAACAAACAUAUUUUGUGCAACCCAUAGGCCUAUCCCAACCUGCUCAAGGAAGCAUAAUAGAUCUCCUUUAAGUGACAAGCGUAGGAAUAUCAAGCCCAGAAUCUAAAGUUUGUGCCAAAAGGAUACAGUAUGGAGUGAGCUACUGAGUUGUUAAUAACAUUUCCCUUAUGGUGCAGAAGAUUUGAGUAAAAAACAAUCACAAGAAGCCAUCUUAAAAGCCUUGUUAUAUUUAGCGGUGUUGCAGCAUGUGCAGUUUUGAGGCUUAAUAUACCCAAUGAUCCCGUUUCUGAACUUCCUGCUGAACGUCAGUCAUCUGCAGUUACUGUCUGAACCUAUGCAAGUCCCCAAGCUUUUUCCCUGUAAGCGUUAGUGUGCUGUUGUAUUUACUAAAGCCAAGCAAGGCAAGUAGCUGGUGAGAAACAGAAGCCCCAGAUUUGUUUUUUUUCUGUCAUUUUCCCCAAAAUGAAAACAGUCAGCUAUGUGACAUUAUCAAGUGUUUUUGAGAUGCCUCCUUGUCACUAUGACCCAACCCUGCGUCAGAGCUGUGAUACUGUGUGCUCCUAUUUUUGUGAGAUAAUUUAAGAAUUAUAAAGGGAUGGCUAAUAAAGUACAAAUGUGAAUGUUGA
Poeciliopsis prolifica (blackstripe livebearer) is the source of this 8555-nucleotide messenger RNA. RefSeq names its product AP2-associated protein kinase 1-like. NCBI's taxonomy places the organism in Eukaryota, Metazoa, Chordata, Actinopteri, Cyprinodontiformes, Poeciliidae. The record is from RefSeq and is a predicted model, not a curated record. Bases 603 to 3299 code for a protein of 898 amino acids. Gene Ontology annotation, molecular function: ATP binding; aspartic-type endopeptidase activity; protein kinase activity. Gene Ontology annotation, biological process: proteolysis; protein phosphorylation. The transcript has 20 exons.